Naegleria gruberi is the source of this 312-nucleotide messenger RNA. RefSeq lists its product as uncharacterized. The transcript has a single exon. The record is from RefSeq and is a predicted model, not a curated record. Gene Ontology annotation, biological process: protein phosphorylation. NCBI's taxonomy places the organism in Eukaryota, Heterolobosea, Eutetramitea, Acrasida, Naegleriidae. The coding region runs from base 1 to 312 and encodes 103 amino acids. Gene Ontology annotation, molecular function: ATP binding; protein kinase activity.
AUGGUCCAUAGAGAUUUGAAGCUGGGAAAUAUAUUUGUAAAGAAAACCAGAAACGUAUCUGAAACUAUUUCAAUUGUUGUUGGUGAUUGGGGAUCUUCAAGAUAUGAAGGAAGAGUUGGAAUGACUGCAUUCGAAGGGACGAUUCAAUAUUCAUCUCCAGAAAGUAUUUUGGAUGGAUUGUUUUAUCCUCAGAGUGAUAUUUGGAGUUUAGGAUGUAUAUUCUAUCAAUUAUUAACAAAUGAUUUCAAUACUUCUUUAUUCAAAUUGAAAGGAACAGAUAUCGGACACGCUUAUCAAACACCAAAUGGAUGA